This is a messenger RNA of Suillus bovinus, 1899 nucleotides long. RefSeq names its product P-loop containing nucleoside triphosphate hydrolase protein. The transcript has 11 exons. Lineage: Eukaryota; Fungi; Basidiomycota; Agaricomycetes; Boletales; Suillaceae. Gene Ontology annotation, biological process: cellular response to heat. Gene Ontology annotation, cellular component: cytoplasm. Gene Ontology annotation, molecular function: ATP hydrolysis activity; ATP binding. Bases 140 to 1777 code for a protein of 545 amino acids. The record is from RefSeq and is a predicted model, not a curated record.
GAACCAUCUGCUACUGGAUUAAAACCUCUCAGGCUGUCUAGUUUGCUUAAUCCGAGGUCGUCCGUAUCAUCGUCUUCGUCCAUCAUGUCUAAUAUAUUAUCCGAUCAUAUCUUCAACUCGGCUUCACCUCAUUCACCCAAUGUAUCAUCUAGUACUUCGCUAUCGUAUAAUUCACUGGUACCUGCCUUCACCAUGUCCAAGCAUACCCGAGCAUAUUUCCGAGCAUAUUCACAAUACCCUCACACCCGCUCAUCCUAGUUCUUCAUCGUUGUUCGCAUUUACUUCCGCUCCUUCGUCUCUUGUUCAUUCCGCGCGGAGAGAGUCCCAAUUGCACACUGCGCCAGUUCAACAGGCUCCGUCUUGGCGCCUUUCGCGUUACCAAAGGGACUCUUGUGAUGUUAAUCAGCCGCUCCACCCCCAGCCAUGCCAACUGUCAACUCUUAGUUUGGCACGCGACAAUGAAGAGGAUAAUGUCGAUGAAUACAGCCGCACGAUUCGUCGUUCCCUCUCCGGUCUUCCCCCACAAUCUUCAUCCGUUCUCGAAGCUCCAGUUCAUGCGAUAGCGACGCCAAAGCCGACUCUCUUGUUUGCCAUUGCGAGCGACGAUGUCAAUGAAGUGCGACAGGUGCUCGAGAGCGGCGAAGCUGGACCUAACGACCAAGUCGGUCCUCAGUCCGCCCUGGCCUUUACGUUGACCAAUGACAAACUAUCGCACAAGAAUGAGAUUGUCAAGGCCCUGUUAGCAUAUGGCGCAGAUCCAUCGGCAUUGCGGAAUCCAAACUUAAAUCCAUCUGCACAAAUGUCACCGGAGGGAAGUGAUGGUGUUUCGGGCUCACAUUCACAGCCUGAAGAGACAAUGCCAGAAGGAAUGGACCCUGCGACGAGAUACUAUGUUACCAGAGCCGAUUCACCACACACUCGACAAACAUCUCAGCUUAUAUAUCGCUCGUUCUUCCGGCCACUCACAAGAGUUCGAUAUGAUCUCAUUGGUCAAGACUGGGUCUUAGAACAACUUUUUAGGGUGUUGAGUAUGCACUCUCAACGGUUGUCGGUGGCUCCCAUCGUGGUUUUGCUUUGCGGUCCGAGUGGUCAUGGGAAGAGCUUACUGGCCCGUAAAUUUGGAAGUCUCUUAGAUAUUCCCACCCAUACUGUUAACAUGACCACCUUGCGCUCCACGCACGAUCUAUGGCAAUCAUACUCUAUGAGCCCGUAUGAGGAACCUUCCUCAGAUACUUUGGCCCAAUUUCUGCUUAACAACGAAGGCGAGCGAUGCGUAGUUGUACUAGACGAGAUUGAGAAGGUAGAAGAUCCAAAGGCGUUGUACUCUCUUCUCAUGCCUUGGGAGCUCGGCCGCUGUUCCCUUGAAGUGGGAAAACGACAUGUCAAUCUCACGAAAGUGAUCUGGCUUGGAACGUCCAAUAUAGGCCAUAACGUUGUAUUUGAGUACCAUGAUUCCCGACCAGAUCCAAGCAAACCCAUCACUCGAGACGAGUACCGAGAUCUCAUGGAUCUUUCAAGACCUCAUGUCUCGCAAUGCCUCGGAGCUUCACUUUUGUCUCGCGUGACCACCGUGUUGCCAUUUAUUCCCUUCACCUUGGAAGAAAAAAUGGCGAUCGCGGCUGAAGCGGUAUACUCUCUCACUUGCAACGUUGCAAACACCCUGUCCCCUCAAGACGUGGAGGCAAUUGUGAUGAAAGCGCUGCCAAGUUAUGUUCCAUCAGAGGGAGCUCGUUCGUUACAUAGAGCUGUGUCAAAUCAACUGGUGGAUAUGAUCUAGUCUCCUCUACACUUCCUCGACAUUCCUGUGAUUUAUGGUAUUUAGCAUUGUAUUGUUGCAUCUUUGCAUACGCGGUAUAUCCUUCCGUUUGACCAUAUAUGCUAAGUGAGUGGAGUACAUGA